GCGUCAUGCGGUCCCUGCUGGCGGCCAAGCUGGGCGGCCUGCUCGGGCUGCUGCUCCUGCCGCUGCUCUGCGGGCUGCUCCCCGGGCGGCUGCGGGGCGCGGGGAUCCGCGGGCGGUGGCGCAGCUUUGUCGGCUGCGUGGCUGGAGGAAUCUUCCUGGCCACCUGCCUGCUGGACAUCGUCCCUGACUCUCUGUCUGACAUGCGGGAGGAGCUGCGGAGCCAGCAGAUCACGGUGGAUUUUCCCUUUCCUGAAUUCGUCCUGACUCUUGGCUUCCUGCUGGUUCUCAUAAUCGAGCACAUGGUCCUGGACUGCAGUGAGCGGCGGUCAGGGGAGGCCACCCCCCUCCUCUCCUGUGGGGAGGCCACCCCUCAGCCAGCAGACACUGGUGAGUGGGUGGUGGAGACGGGUGCGCCUCACUUGCCUGCAGACUUCCCGGCCCACUCGUCCUUCCGCUCCUUUGUCCUCUUCCUAUCUCUAUCGGUGCACUCCCUGUUCGAGGGCCUGGCCGUGGGGCUGCAGGACACGGAGUCCAAGGUGCUGCAGAUCUGCAUCGCCAUCGUGGCGCAUAAGAGCGUGAUUGCUGUCAGCCUCUCGCUCCUGCUGCUCCAGAGCCAGGUCCCCACCUGCUGGUUUGUGGCUCUGAUUAGCACCUUUGCCCUCAUGUCUCCCCUUGGCAUCGCAGUGGGGAUUGUGAUGAUGCAGAACCCGGGCCCCAGCAGCACCAUGGCCCAGUGCCUGCUGGAAGGGAUUGCUGCAGGGACCUUUGUCUAUAUCACCUUCCUUGAGAUCCUGCCUCAUGAACUGAACUCCCCGAAGUGCCGCCUGCCCAAAGUGCUCUCCAUGCUGCUGGGCUUCUCAGUCAUGGCUGCCUUGCGCUUCUUGGGCUGA
Caretta caretta (loggerhead turtle) is the source of this 890-nucleotide messenger RNA. RefSeq names its product zinc transporter ZIP1. Gene Ontology annotation, molecular function: zinc ion transmembrane transporter activity. Gene Ontology annotation, cellular component: plasma membrane. The record is from RefSeq and is a predicted model, not a curated record. Gene Ontology annotation, biological process: zinc ion transmembrane transport. NCBI's taxonomy places the organism in Eukaryota, Metazoa, Chordata, Testudines, Cheloniidae.